Molecule: messenger RNA, 570 nt
Organism: Trichoderma aggressivum f. europaeum
Lineage: Eukaryota; Fungi; Ascomycota; Sordariomycetes; Hypocreales; Hypocreaceae
Exons: 3
Coding region: 1-570 (189 amino acids)
Source: RefSeq, a predicted model, not a curated record
AUGUCACGUUGGAACGCUAAGUUGAUGCACGCACAGGUUGUGAAUGGUCUGCAACAGCUUAGUGCCCAUCUCCAACUCCCUAAUACACCAUGUAUAGCAGGAGCGUGCUUUUGGUCCGCGGCCAAGAAAGAAACGGGUGCCAAACUCAUCGGUCGCAUGGAAAUUUUCCCUAGUGCGAACGAAUUUGCUACUGUUCAAAACUCACCCGAAUAUAAGCGUUUCAACGACUCGGUCACCGGCCAAAAGUUUCACGAAGGCAAGGAGACUGCCAAUUUAUGGCAACCUACCGGCGGUUUUCUGACACGGAAGAACCAAGCCUCGACAACAAACGCCGGUGUACUUGUUCUAGCCAAGUUCACAUGCAAUGACAACGAGAAGGCUGUUCAAAAUCUCGUGAAAGAGUUGCAAACAUAUUGUGAGUGGAUCGAGGGCAACGAGUUCACGACAUACACAUAUUGCGUAAUGACAAGUCAAACUGCAAACAAUGAAGUUUUGCUCUUUGAGCGUUAUAAGGAUCUUCCUUCCGUCAAGGCCCAUGGCCAAACAAAUGAGUUCAAGUCUAUGUUGUAA